Messenger RNA from Cornus florida, 891 nucleotides. Its product is annotated as probable LRR receptor-like serine/threonine-protein kinase At3g47570. The transcript is spliced from 4 exons. The record is from RefSeq and is a predicted model, not a curated record. Gene Ontology annotation, biological process: protein phosphorylation. Bases 1 to 891 code for a protein of 296 amino acids. Gene Ontology annotation, molecular function: ATP binding; protein kinase activity. Lineage: Eukaryota; Viridiplantae; Streptophyta; Magnoliopsida; Cornales; Cornaceae.
AUGAGAGCGAGUAAUUACGCGGGACCAGUGCUUUUAAUGUUGAACGGGACGACGUCGUUCGUGCCAGACGAUGCGUUGGUACAGAGACACCGGUUCAGCUCCGUCGGCGGCGAAGGGAUCGGCGGCGCACGGGUGAAAAGCCGCCGGAGGAGGUUGAACGCUUUUUUUGGCAGUGAAGGAACAGCUUUGAUCUUUGAGUUCAUGCCAAAUGGGACUUUAGAGAGUUGGUUACAGCCAAAUCAAUCUGUGCAGCAGGAUCCAAAGAGCUUGGAUUUAAUACAAAGGCUAAACAUUGCAAUUGAUGCGGCAUCUGCAUUGGAUUAUCUUCACCAUCAGUGCGACACAACAAUUAUUCAUUACAAUCUAAAGCCAAGUAAUGUUCUUCUUGACAAUGAGCUUUGCGCUCGUGUGGGUGAUUUUGGUAUAUCAAGGUUUCUUGGAGGCACCGGAGGUAAACCCGACCGUUCAAAAUCUAGUUCUUCAAUUGGGAUUAGAGGAACUAUUGGUUAUGUCGCACCAGAUGACUCUAUUUUGCGUAACCAGUUUCAAAAGAAGGGUGAUGUGUAUAGCUAUGAAAUCCUCUUACGGGAGAUGCUUACCGGAAGAAAGCCCAUAGAUAGCAUAUUUUCUGAAAAUUUUAGCCUUCAUAACUAUGCAAAGAUGGCGCUUCCUGAUAGAGUGAUGGAGAUUGCCGGUUCUCUAUUCUUGUUGGAAGAGGAGGAUGCUCAAAGGGCCAGCCAACAUAACAUUGGUAGAAUAAAAGAGAGCUGGGUGUCGGUCCUUAGGAUUGGAGUGUUAUGUUCAUCUAAACUAUUGAGAGAACGGAUGGAUAUUAGGGAUGUUCUCUUGGAACUCCACAAGAUUAGAAACGCACUUUUAAGAAGAAGCUGA